Molecule: messenger RNA, 2305 nt
Organism: Populus nigra (black poplar)
Lineage: Eukaryota; Viridiplantae; Streptophyta; Magnoliopsida; Malpighiales; Salicaceae
Exons: 10
Coding region: 76-2286 (736 amino acids)
Biological process (GO): regulation of photosynthesis, light reaction
Source: RefSeq, a predicted model, not a curated record
UAAACUUCUUUUCAGAGAGUUAAGGCCUCUUCCUUUUUUUAUCUCUCUGUGUAAUCUCUCAGUCUCACACUCCCCAUGAUCACUUGCAAAGCUUCAAGCUUCAAUUUCGAAACCAACCCAUCUCAUCAAAUUACGCUUAAAAGAUACCUACCAAGUUCACAAGCUAAGUGCCGGCCAUCUCAUAGAAGCACAGCGGUGUCAUGUUCUUCUUCUUCCGUUGGGGGGCUGAAAUGGAACACCAGAACCACAAAGGCAAGUCAAAGAGAGAAGAAGUCCCAGAAAGAGGAAGGAGAGGAAGGGGAAGGGGAAGGAGAAGGAGAAGGAGAAGGAGAAGGAGAAGGAGAAAGGAAGGUGCAUUGUGAAGUGGAAGUUAUUUCUUGGCGGGAAAGAAGAAUUAAGGCACAGAUAUUAGUCUAUGCUGACAUUCAAUCAGUCUGGAAUUCUCUCACUGAUUAUGAGCGACUUGCUGAUUUUAUUCCAAAUCUUGUUUGCAGCGGGAGAAUCCCUUGCCCACAUCCUGGGAGGGUAUGGUUAGAGCAGAGAGGAUUGCAAAGGGCACUCUAUUGGCACAUUGAAGCUCGUGUUGUCUUGGAUCUCCAAGAAUUUCCCCAUUCAGCCAAUAAUCGUGAACUACACUUUUCAAUGGUUGAUGGGGAUUUUAAAAAGUUCGAAGGCAAAUGGUCAUUGAGAUCUGGGACAAGGCAUGGAACAACAACAUUGUCAUAUGAAGUUAAUGUGAUGCCACGAUACAACUUUCCAGCUAUUUUUCUGGAGAGGAUUAUUGGAUCAGAUCUUCCUGUAAAUCUUCGAGCCUUGGCUUGUCGGGCAGAGAGAGAUUUUGAGGGGAACCAGAAGACAGGAAUUACAGAGAGUGAGACAUCCAAGACUGCAUCUACUUCUCCUGGAAUGGUUUUGGAUGGUGCUUUUCGUGAGAAGGAUAAACUGUCAACUGAAGAUUUAAAACAGAGUUAUCCCAGCUCAACUUUUGGUCCCAUGCUGCCACCUUCAAAUGAUUUGAACAAUAACAGGGGGGUGCUUGGAAAAGCUUGCAGAUUGGACAGGCGUUGCAUGGUGGAUGAAGUUCAUCUGCGCAGAUAUGAUGGCCUAUUGGAAAAUGGAGGGGUUCAUCGCUGUGUUUUUGCUAGCAUAACUGUAAAAGCUCCUGUUCGUGAAGUUUGGAAUGUUUUGACUGCUUAUGAGAGUCUUCCCGAGUUUGUUCCAAACUUAGCCAUCAGUAAGAUUUUAUCUCGAGAAAACAAUAAAGUUCGCAUUCUUCAGGAAGGAUGUAAGGGCCUAUUGUAUAUGGUACUUCAUGCACGUGUUGUUCUAGAUUUAUGUGAACACCUUGAACAGGAAAUCAGUUUUGAGCAGGUAGAAGGGGACUUUGAUUCAUUUGAAGGAAAGUGGAUUCUAGAGCAAUUAGGAAGCCACCACACGCUACUGAAAUAUAAUGUGGAGUCCAAAAUGCACAGAGAUACAUUCCUUUCUGAAGCUAUUAUGGAAGAGGUUAUAUAUGAAGAUCUCCCAUCAAAUUUAUGUGCAAUUCGAGACUAUAUCGAGAAAAGGGAAUCUAACAACUCUUCGGAAACAGAAGAACAUGGACAAUAUUCAAAAGAAUUGGAUUCAUCCAGAGGUGACAGUUAUUACGAGCACAGUAUGGCAGUUCAGCAGGUUUCUGAUGUCAGUAACCCAAAUUCACUUAAACAAAGACCCAGGGUCCCGGGAUUGCAACGAGAUAUUGAUGUUCUUAAAUCUGAGCUGCUGAAGUUCAUUUCAGAAUAUGGGCAGGAAGGAUUUAUGCCCAUGAGAAAGCAGCUUCGUUUGCAUGGUAGAGUAGAUAUUGAGAAGGCCAUAACACGAAUGGGUGGAUUUCGAAGGAUUGCGACAUUAAUGAAUCUCUCCCUUGCAUACAAGCACCGUAAACCAAAGGGAUACUGGGACAACCUUGAGAAUUUACAGGAAGAGAUUAGUCGAUUCCAAAGGAGUUGGGGAAUGGAACCUUCAUUUAUGCCAAGUAGAAAAUCUUUUGAGCGUGCAGGGCGAUAUGACAUUGCACGAGCUUUGGAGAAAUGGGGAGGACUUCAUGAAGUUUCUCGUCUCUUGGCUCUCAAGGUGAGGCACCCCAAUAGACAGGCAAAUUCUAUCAAGGAUAGGAAAAUUGAUAAUGUGGCAUCUAGUACUCAUGCUGAAGGUGAAGACAAGAUUCCAACAAAAGCUUAUGUAUCUCAGGAUACACAAAAAUGGCUCAUGAAAUUUAAAGAUUUGGACAUUAAUUGGGUUGAUUAAUUAUGUAACCUUCUAUUAA